AUGAACAAUCAUGUGCAAAAAUCGGCUAACAAUAAGCAAGAACCUACUAAUGAAAAACUCACGAAUAAACAAGAUCAAGGGCUUACCAACGAACAAAAUAAAGAAUCCACCAGUGAACAACUCACAGAUGAACAAGAACCUACCAGUGAAUUUGAAUUUAAUGAGGAUGAACUUUCUGACGAUAGAUAUGAGUCUGAUAAUGAUGAAUUACGAGCAGAACUCGCCAAUAUGUUAAUAAAUCAUACCCAAACUCACUCUAGCAUGCAAUUGUUAUAUGUUCUUGAGGAAAAGGAGGGUAUCGCAGAUUUACAUUACCUCUUAGUUCGUACCGUAGUUGGAUAG
Racocetra persica is the source of this 342-nucleotide messenger RNA. The record is from the annotation of a GenBank genome assembly. Lineage: Eukaryota; Fungi; Glomeromycota; Glomeromycetes; Diversisporales; Gigasporaceae.